AUGAGUGAAAGGAGAAGAUCUGCAGUCGCCUUGAGCUCCCGAGCACAUGCUUUCUCCGUAGAAGCCCUGAUUGGGACAAAUAAAAAGCGCAAACUCCGAGACUGGGAGGAAAAGGGUUUGGAUCUGUCCAUGGAGUCCUUGAGCCCCGCGGGACCGCUUGGAGACGGCGAGGACGCGGCUCACUGCCUGGAGCCCCACCCCGACUCAGAGCAGAGCACUGGUUCAGACACAGAGGUGCUCACAGAGAGGACAUCGUGCUCCUUUGAGUCUCACCCGGAUCUUACAUCAGGUGCUCCUGGUCCCCCACCUCCCCCCAUUUCAUCCAUGGAGGAGAUACAGGUUGAGCUCCAAUGUGCUGAUCUCUGGAAACGGUUUCAUGACAUUGGGACAGAGAUGAUCAUUACAAAGGCUGGAAGGCGGAUGUUUCCAGCCAUGAGAGUGAAAAUUACAGGCUUGGACCCUCAUCAGCAAUAUUACAUAGCAAUGGACAUUGUGCCUGUGGAUAAUAAGAGAUACAGAUAUGUGUAUCACAGCUCCAAGUGGAUGGUGGCCGGCAAUGCUGACUCCCCUGUCCCCCCAAGAGUUUAUAUCCAUCCUGAUUCACUGGCAUCUGGAGACACAUGGAUGAGGCAGGUGGUCAGUUUUGACAAACUCAAACUGACCAACAAUGAAUUGGAUGACCAAGGACAUAUUAUCCUGCACUCUAUGCACAAGUACCAGCCCCGAGUCCAUGUGAUCAGAAAAGACUUCAGUAGUGACCUCUCUCCUACGAAGCCUGUUCCUGUGGGAGAUGGUGUGAAAACUUUCAACUUCCCAGAGACUGUCUUCACCACAGUCACAGCCUAUCAAAACCAGCAGAUCACCAGAUUAAAAAUUGAUCGAAACCCCUUUGCUAAAGGCUUCAGGGAUUCUGGGAGAAACAGGACUGGACUGGAGGCCAUUAUGGAAACAUAUGCUUUCUGGAGACCACCUGUGCGCACACUCACCUUUGAGGAUUUCACCACGAUGCAGAAACAGCAAGGGGGCAGCACAGGCACCUCCCCAACCACCUCCAGCACAGGAACUCCAUCCCCUUCUGCUUCUUCUCAUCUCUUGUCUCCAUCCUGUUCUCCUCCCACCUUUCACCUGGCCCCCAAUACUUUCAACGUGGGCUGUCGCGAGAGCCAGCUGUGCAACCUGAACCUCUCCGACUACCCACCCUGUGCCAGGAGUAACAUGGCUGCUUUGCAGAGCUACCCAGGCCUGAGUGACAGCAGCUACAACCGGUUGCAGAGUGGUACGGCCUCAGCCAGCCAGUCCUCAGAAACCUUCAUGCCUCAGAGGACUCCAUCCCUGAUCUCAGGAAUACCGACGCCUCCUUCGUUGCCCAGCAAUGGCAAGAUGGAAGCUUAUGGGAGUCAGCUGGGCUCCUUCCCUGCCUCCCAGUUUCAAUAUGUCAUGCAGGCAGGCAAUCCGGCCUCCAGCUCUUCUUCCCCUCAUGUGUUUGGUGGCAGCCACAUGCAGCAGAGCUCCUACAAUGCCUUCUCCCUUCAUAACCCUUACAACCUCUAUGGGUACAACUUCCCCACCUCCCCUAGACUAGCUGCGAGCCCAGAGAAACUGACCACCUCCCAAAGCACUUUACUCUGUUCAUCUCCCUCCAAUGGGGCCUUUGGUGAGAGGCAGUAUCUGCCCACAGGGAUGGAACAUGGCAUGCAUAUGAUCAGCCCCUCUUCAGCCAAUCAGCAGACGGCUAACACCUGUGACAGCCGGCAAUAUGGGUCCGUCCCCGGUUCUUCCUCCUCCCAGAUGUCUGUGCACAUGGUUUAAUGGGGAACCUGACCUCUCAUCAUCAAUGAUCCUCCACUGUUUCCAUAAAGGCAUCCUCAUUGUCAGGAGCUCAAAGCCUUUUAAUGAACAGCGGGAUUGCAUAUAUUUUUUCUUCUGAAGGGAGAGGGGUGGGAAUAACCCCAACAACAAAGAGAUGCUCCCAAGCUCUCAUAGGAUGGAACUUAACAUCUGACUUCCUGGCCCGUGCUCACAAUAUCCAAAGACAGCCUUGUUAUACAAUGUCUAACCUCUAACCCUAAGUGGCCUUAGGAAAGAUGGGACAAUCAUUUUAUAUUAAUAUAAAAGAAAGGCUAGAGUGUAGCAGCCAAAGAAACAUGCAUAUAUAUAUAUAUACAUACAUACUUAUACAUGAAUAUAUACAUAUAUAUAUAAACACACAUACACACAACACUCACUUUUAACUAGGGUGAGCUCUUCAUGAAGAGAGGCCCAGAGUGGGUACUUCACCAAGGACUGGUCUUCUACAAAGCUACAUGGCCUGCAAAGGCUACCUUUGACCCUUAUUCCCCAGAACCCCACCUGUUUCUGGAGUGAACCAGACCUCCUGAAACUACCCCUCAUGAAUGGGAGGUAGAUGGACCUCAGAGCCACAACUGUACUUUACUUCCUGAAGGAAAGUGCUCUCCUGACUUUGGCUCCCUCCGGCUGAUUGGCUAUUGUCUUGAAAAUUCAGUGGUGCUGUUGAUGUGAUAGGAGUGAAAUGAAUGGAAAGAGAAAAAGAAAAAGAAAGGAAGGAAGAAAAAAGAAAGAGAGAGAGAGAGAAGGAAAGAAAGAGAGAAAGAAAGAAAAAAGUGAAAAAGAGAAAGAAAAUGAGGAUGUGUGAGAGUUGGUAAAAAUUUAAUUCACCAAAGAAGAUGCUUUUCUUUCCCCAAACAGGAUGCAAAAAAACAUGAUUUAAUUGAAGAAAAGACCUCAUUGGAACACUCCAAUUCCAGGGGCCAAAUGGGAAAAAUUAGAUAAGGGCUGCAUCUUAGCCCCAAAGGUCCUAUCAAUGGUAUAUUCUUCUAGAAUCCAGAGGUGCACCAACCCGAGGAAGUUUGACUCUCCAAAAUAUGCAUCUUACUUAGUAUGGGAAGGGGAAAGAGAAUGGGAUUUGGAGUAUGGGAAAGCGAUUUAAUAAUUCAGCCCAAUUUUGUUGAAAUCAGGGGCAAUGAAGAGAGACUUGGUCAGCUACAAAUGAACCAAGGCAGUUGACCUGAAUUUAGUGUCUUGCAUGCCAGAGUGGCCAUAGAAAAUUUGUAAAGUUUCACAGAAAUUCAGAGCACAGAAUUUCAGAGAAACUCAUCUUGCCUCUUCCCUUAGAGCACAGUUUUAAACAAAUAGAUGGUUGCGUUUUGAAGUUUCUUUAAUUUCUUUCCUUUACCCUUCCCCUCCCCCAUAGCCUUUAACAAUUAAAACAAAAUUGCAGCUUGGUAUAAACUAAGCAUUUAAGUGGUGUGGAACUGCAAUUAUCCCAAGUAACAGAAUACAGAUAUUAUUAAGAUUUUGGUUUUGAGGUGUUGUAGAUAUAUGUAUUUAUGUGCCUAGUGGGGAAUUCAAUAUUAUGAAUAUUAAAAAGGGGCAAUAAAAAGGGUAUGUAAAAUAUGUAUGAAGAAAAAGGUGUAUAAAAAUUUGCCCUAUGCACGGAAUUCUGUUUCUAAGUGCCAAGCACAAAAUGCCGCUAAAUAAAUCUUUGCAAUUGUUUCUUGUGUGUCUGUUGAUUUGAGAAGACCAGUUCCUCCAUGAGCAAGAUAUCUUUGCCAAAAUAUCCUAUGAUAUGUGCCAAGGAUAUCAGACCCAGGCAAUUAUUCAUGCUGAGGUUCUAUGGACAGAAAUAGAGAAGGUCUUGCUUUAGGAACAAAGUAUAAAAGAAGAAUUUUUGGAGAGUAGGGAGAGGCAGUGUCAUGUGGUAGAUAUGGAGUUUUCAGUAACCAGUGAGAUAGUGUGGGGCUUUUUGUUUUCUUUUGUUUUUUGCCUAAUGAGGAAAUAGCUCCAAAAAUUCAUAUCUUAAAGGGCAGUUGAGAUGGAGUUCAUAUCUUAGCUGACUUUAAAAUCCAUAUUUAUUAUACUCUACAAUGACUUAGUCUUUUUAUCCAAUGCUUAACCUUAUUUGGCCUUUGGAAAGCUAGUUUCCAGCAAUCAAAAAGAGCUGAGUUCAAGUCACACCCAAAACCUAAUAGUUCUGUGACUCUGGCCAAGUCAUUUUCUUUUAAUGUUCUAAGAAACCCUCUGAGACUCUUAAGUUGCAAAAGAGGUUGUUAACUUGCAUUGGAAAGAGAGUUUCCUAAUCUAGGAAUUUUCUAUACUAAAGGAAUGAAGAAGGCUCAUACCUAUUCCUUGGAGAAUACAGGAUGGAAAAUGCAGUUAUACUUCUAGCAAUCCAACAUAGGAGCUAAAACACCUUUCCAAAUAAAUUUUCCAAAUGAAACUGUCACUUGUAUUAGUUUGGCACCCUAAGGGAUCAGAACAGUCAGAGUAAAGGAAACAAAAGAUUUAUGUGAGAGAUUUGUAAUUAUAGAUUUAUUGGAAAGAUAUAUUGAAGCUUCAGAUCCUGAAUUAGUAGGCUAAGUGGGCAUGUAUUACUCUAUACCUCAAAUUCUUGAUUAUUGGAUUAUAGAGAUUUUAUGGGCAAUAAUUGAAUUGGGAAUUCUGGCAGCAAUUGGGAUGACUAUCACAAGAGCAGAGGCUCUCUGGAGAAGAAAGCUUUUUUGUACGCCAAAAGAAGGCUAAAUGGAAAGCUAUAAGCAAGGCCCUUGCCUCAGCUAGAACCUUCUUGUUCAAUGCAACUCAAGAAGCAUGAGACUAGGAGAAAUUUGCAAUCUGAGGGAUAUGCCAUCCAUGGAAGAGGACUAUGGAAGUCAAGAUAAAAUAAUUCCUAGUCUACAGAAACUUAAUCAGAAAAGCGAAACUAAAGACACAAAUAUAUGAUAAUUUAAACAAAAAAAUUGUUUAUCCAAUUAUCCCAGUAUCACUACUGUCCUUCAUACCCAUCACCAUUUUAUUUAUUUUUAUGAGUUUAUCAGCACCUAUGACAAUAAUUCAUUAGAUGUGUAGAAGCCUGAAAAAAACCCAACAUCCUUGAAGUUGGGAUUUGAAUCCUAGUUUCAUAACUCCAAUAGCCAUUGAACUUAAUAAUAAUAACUAGCAUUUCCAUAGCACUUUAAGGCUUGUGAAA
This is a messenger RNA of Sarcophilus harrisii (Tasmanian devil), 4984 nucleotides long. RefSeq names its product T-box transcription factor 15 (gene TBX15). NCBI's taxonomy places the organism in Eukaryota, Metazoa, Chordata, Mammalia, Dasyuromorphia, Dasyuridae. Gene Ontology annotation, cellular component: nucleus. The coding region runs from base 1 to 1809 and encodes 602 amino acids. The record is from RefSeq and is a predicted model, not a curated record. Gene Ontology annotation, molecular function: DNA-binding transcription factor activity, RNA polymerase II-specific; RNA polymerase II cis-regulatory region sequence-specific DNA binding. The transcript is spliced from 8 exons. Gene Ontology annotation, biological process: regulation of transcription by RNA polymerase II; cell fate specification; positive regulation of DNA-templated transcription.